This is a messenger RNA of Staurois parvus, 338 nucleotides long. The record is from the annotation of a GenBank genome assembly. Lineage: Eukaryota; Metazoa; Chordata; Amphibia; Anura; Ranidae.
UAGAUGGUGAAGAGAAAACAUAUGGUGGCUGUGAAGGGCCAGACGCUAUGUAUGUUAAAUUGAUUUCCUCUGACGGCCAUGAAUUUAUUGUGAAACGUGAACAUGCAUUAACAUCUGGAACAAUAAAAGCCAUGUUGAGUGGUCCAGGUCAGUUUGCUGAAAAUGAAACCAAUGAAGUGAAUUUCAGAGAGAUCCCCUCUCAUGUUCUAUCCAAAGUCUGCAUGUAUUUUACUUAUAAAGUUCGUUAUACGAACAGUUCUACAGAAAUCCCAGAAUUCCCCAUUGCACCAGAGAUUGCACUGGAGCUCCUGAUGGCUGCAAACUUCCUAGACUGUUAA